Molecule: messenger RNA, 2881 nt
Organism: Cucurbita moschata (crookneck pumpkin)
Lineage: Eukaryota; Viridiplantae; Streptophyta; Magnoliopsida; Cucurbitales; Cucurbitaceae
Product: copper-transporting ATPase PAA1, chloroplastic
Exons: 17
Coding region: 89-2872 (927 amino acids)
Biological process (GO): monoatomic cation transport; copper ion homeostasis
Cellular component (GO): membrane
Molecular function (GO): copper ion binding; ATP binding; ATP hydrolysis activity
Source: RefSeq, a predicted model, not a curated record
AUUUUUUUGACUUUGGUUGUAGUCAUCUGUGGAAGGUGAAGGCGAUAGUGUCUGCAGAAGAGGAGGGAGUUCAUCUUGAGUUCCUCCGAUGGACUCCGUCUUUGCUGCUGCGACGAGCAACAUAGCUAUAUGUUGCGUUUCGAAGGCCUUGAAUCGGAGGCUCUCCGAAAUUGUUCGUAGAAGAUGCGUUCGCGGUGGUGACCGAGCUCGCAAUUUCAGCUGCAUUUCCAGUUACCUUGCUCUAUACGGAACUGGACUUAUUGGUUCUUCUUCACCGUCGCUUAGGACUCUGCAAGUUGUUUUGCCUUCGCUGCAGCGUCGUUUGCGUUGCGUUUCGAGUUCCUCUGUGUCUUUUGCAUCUGGUGGCGGGAAUGGUGGUUUUGGAGGGAAUAAUGGCGGCGGAGGUCGUGGUGGAGAUGGUGGACUGGGCGGUGGAGAUGCGAAUAAGUUUGUUUCUGGAAGUGCCGAGGAGGUUUCUUCACUAUUGCCUAACGUGAUUAUUCUGGAUGUUGGAGGAAUGACAUGCGGGGGAUGUGCAGCAAGUGUGAAGAGAAUUCUAGAGAAUCAGCCACAAGUGUCAUCUGCUAGUGUGAACCUCACAACAGAGACUGCAGUCAUAUGGCCAGUUCCGGCGGUUAAAGAUUCACCUAAUUGGCUAAAGCAGCUGGGAGAGACGCUUGCUAAUCAUCUAACUCGAUGUGGUUUUGCAUCUAGUCUUCGAGAGUCAGGAAGAGACAAUAUCUUCCUGGUUUUUGAUAGGAAGAUGGAAGAAAAGCGCAAUCGUUUAAAAGAGAGUGGCCGCAAUCUUGUUUUUUCCUGGGCUUUGUGUGCUGUGUGCCUUCUUGGCCACAUUUCUCAUUUCUUUGGCGCUAAGGCUUCAUGGAUCCAUACAUUUCAUACUACUCAAUUUCAUCUAUCAUUGUGCUUAUUUACAUUACUUGGCCCUGGUCGUCAACUUAUUAUUGAGGGUAUGAAAAGUCUUGUCAAAGGAGCUCCAAAUAUGAACACUUUAGUUGGACUUGGAGCUCUAUCAUCCUUUACUGUUAGCUCAUUGGCGGCCUUAAUACCAAAACUUGGUUGGAAGGCUUUCUUUGAGGAACCAGUUAUGUUAAUAGCAUUUGUAUUGUUAGGAAGGAACCUUGAACAGAGAGCUAAAAUUAGAGCUGCGAGUGAUAUGACAGGUCUUCUUAGUAUUUUACCUUCAAAAGCUCGUCUUGUUGUUGAUGGUGAUACUGAAUCGGGUUCAACGGUUGAAAUUCCUUGUUCUAGUCUUUCAAUUGGAGAUGAAGUUAUUGUCCUACCUGGGGACCGUGUUCCUGCUGAUGGAAUUGUGAAAUCUGGUAGAAGCAUUGUGGAUGAGUCUAGUUUCACUGGGGAGCCAUUACCUGUUACCAAGCUGCCUGGGAGCCAAGUUGCAGCAGGAACUAUAAAUCUUAAUGGAACUCUUACAGUUGAGGUGCAGCGACCAGGAGGUGAGACUGCUAUGGGAGAUAUCGUUCGUUUGGUAGAAGAGGCUCAAAGCCGGGAAGCUCCUGUUCAACGGUUGGCUGACAAGGUGUCUGGGCACUUCACUUAUGGAGUAAUGGCACUCUCUGCUGCAACUUUUAUAUUUUGGAGUCAAUUUGGAUCACGCAUUCUGCCUGCAGCUCUUUACCAUGGAAAUUCAGUUUCAUUGGCACUGCAGCUUUCUUGCAGUGUUCUGGUUAUUGCUUGUCCAUGUGCACUUGGCUUAGCUACUCCAACUGCAAUGCUGGUUGGAACUUCAUUAGGUGCAACUAAAGGAUUACUUCUGCGGGGUGGAAAUAUCUUAGAGCAGUUUUCAAUGGUAGAUACUGUUGUCUUUGACAAAACAGGGACCUUGACAGUUGGGAAACCUGUUGUGACAAAGGUGUUGGCGACUUCUAGAUAUGAGAGAGAUGUAGAUUCACAGAUAAACUCACACGGCAAUCAUUCAGAAAAUGAUAUUCUCAAGUUUGCUGCUGCAGUGGAAUCUAACACAGUUCACCCAGUUGGCAAAGCAAUUGUAGAAGCUGCUCGAGCUGUUAAUGUUCAGAAUUUGAAGGUGGUCGACGGAACAUUCAUUGAAGAACCUGGUUCUGGUGCUGUUGCAACAGUAGAAAACAGGAUAAUAUCUGUCGGAACUUUGGACUGGGUUCAGAGGCAUGGAGUUGUUGCCGAUCAUUUUCAAGAAACGGAUGAUCUCAAAGCUCAAUCGGUCGUUUAUGUAGGAAUAGACAAUAUUCUUGCUGGUCAUAUUUAUUAUGAGGAUGGCAUACGGGAAGAGGCUAGUCAUGUCAUCGACACUUUAUCUAGGCAAGGAAUUAACACAUACAUGUUGUCUGGCGACAAAAGGAGUACUGCCGAGUACGUCGCAUCUCUUGUUGGAAUUCCAAAAGAGAAGGUACGAUCUGGAGUUAAACCCCAUGAAAAGAAGAAGUUUAUUAGUGAACUUCAGGAGAGCCGCAACAUUGUAGCCAUGGUUGGUGAUGGAAUCAACGAUGCUGCUGCUUUGGCUACUGCAGAUAUUGGAAUUGCGAUGGGUGGGGGUGUCGGAGCCGCCAGCGAGGUGUCUCCUAUAGUGUUAAUGGGCAACAGACUCUCUCAGUUGCUUGAUGCUUUGGAGCUUAGCAGGUUAACCAUGAAGACCGUGAAGCAAAACCUUUGGUGGGCUUUUGGAUAUAACAUCGUGGGAAUUCCAAUUGCGGCAGGCGUAUUGCUUCCUAUUACUGGGACUAUACUCACACCUUCCAUUGCGGGUGCCCUUAUGGGUCUGAGUUCCGUAGGUGUUAUGGCAAAUUCACUACUUUUGAGAUUAAGAUUUUCUCAUAACAGAAAAAAAUCUCUGGAGGACCAACAACCUAAAGAAAAAUAGAUUAGAAAG